Molecule: messenger RNA, 2957 nt
Organism: Sabethes cyaneus
Lineage: Eukaryota; Metazoa; Arthropoda; Insecta; Diptera; Culicidae
Exons: 3
Coding region: 453-2162 (569 amino acids)
Source: RefSeq, a predicted model, not a curated record
CCCAACAGCGUGUGGAUUGCGAAUUUUCAAGUCCUUGUUGGAACCGGCAACCGGUCUAGCGCUGCCGCUGAAGGACUUGAAAGGAAUCGACUUGACACCUAUUGAGUGGCAGUGGAGAGACGACGGUGAAAAACAGAAAGACACCGAUAUUGAAUCGAGGCAUCGGGCGCGCUUGGUUCGCAUAAUAUAUGCAUGAUACAACAGCAGAUUUCAGUCCCAAUGUCGGUGUGCAUUUUCACCAUAUGAAACCUCUUCGACUGCAACACAGCAAACGAAACGAAAUAUGAUCGUAAAGUAGUAAAGUAGAAAUAAAGUGCUCCUCGCUAGUGUGUAAAUACCAGCUGGUCCACCACACUAAGUCACACAUUUAUGCCAAAAUAGUAUAGAUUAUUAUCAUCAGCGAAGAUUCCCGAAGCAUCAAGCUCAGCCUCCCCCUACUCACAGACGACGAAAUGACCCACAGGAUGUCCCCGAAAACGCGCAUUGUGUUCAAAUUCAUCUUCGGUCUCGGCAUCUGGUCCUUCCUGGUGCUGGGAUUUUUCAAACUGAACGGUGAUCCGGUGACGCAGCAUCAGUUCCAGCAGACACCGAUCAAUGGGCGAUUGCUGCUCAACAAGGACAACCGCUGGACCGGGAAUGAGGCGACCUCCACGACCACCGACCGGUACGCGUCCCCGGUCGGUGCUGGGGUGGAUGAAGUUCUGGUGGACAAUCGAGCUGUCAUCGACGACGAACAGCUGGUCCGAGACGUGGAGUCCCGCAUCCCAUCGCUACCGAUCGCCUACUGGAGCAAACACAAAAAUGCCGUCCAGAAGAAGGCAACCUGUGCCAAGUAUCCGUCGAUCUUCGAGCUGGAGUUCAACAACAUCUACUGGCAAACGUUGCGCAGCUCGAACGGUACCUUUCAGCUGUUCGGUGCGUACUACGACAUCCGAAAGCGGUCCCGCAUCGGUCCGGCCGUGCGGAUCCUCGGCAUGAUCGAUCGGAUCGAGCCGAAGGUGAAGACGUUCUGUCAGCUGUGGUUCGACGGCCAGAAGGAACCGUUCAUCGUGAAAACCUUCGAAUACAAGUACAUCUGGUUCAACAAGUGGGGCAACUACAAGCAGGGAAUCUACCAGCCAUACCUGAUUGCGUGUCAGAUUCCGAAACCCUUCCGGGGGUUGGUGCCGGCAUCGGUUUCACUCGUCGAAAAGCAGUGCGAUACGGCAACGAACAACCUGCGGGUUUUGUACAAUCGGCCGCUGGACGAUAAGAAGAAAGGGUUUGCCGUUUGCGUUAAAGGAUUGGAUUUUCUGUAUGAUGAUUUGUCCGUCCGGUUGGUUGAGUGGAUUGAGCUGCUGGGCAUUCUGGGAGCGGAUAAAAUAUUCUUCUACGAACUGCAGGUGCAUCCUAACAUCUCGAAGGUGCUGCGAUACUAUGAGGAGCAGGAUCGGGUCCAUGUGACUCCGCUGACGUUGCCCGGAGGGCAACCGAAUGUUCCGGGCUUCCAGCAUCUAUUUUUAUCGAAGAAAACGACCCACAAGCGACAGAAUGAGUUGAUUCCGUACAAUGAUUGUUUGUACAAGAAUAUGUAUAAGUACGAGUUCAUUGCUCUGCUGGAUAUUGACGAGGUUAUAAUGCCGAAGCUGCCGGAAGACAGAACGUGGCACGAUCUGAUGGAACGGGUCGUUGAGAAGGGUAUGAAACUGAAAAAUGACACCUAUCCGAGCUACAACGUGAGGAAUGUGUACUUUUUCGAUCAGGAUCAGCACGAUCACGAUUGGAUCAAGGAUACGCCCCGUUACAUGCACAUGCUGCAGCACGUCCAACGUGCCAAGAACUACACGAAACCCAACCAGUACGUGAAAUGUUUCCACAACCCGGAACGGGUCCUAACACUGCACAAUCAUUUUCCGAUUGCCUGUCUGGGUGGUGCCUGCCAUUCCUAUCCGGUCAGCACGGACGAUGCACAACUGCAGCACUACCGGGCCGACUGUGUUCGAACGCUGAAAAAGAGCUGCGAAGAGUUCAAGGAGAACCAAGUGCGCGACACCACGAUAUGGAAAUACAAGGACGAACUGAUACAGCGCACCCGUCGCACGCUGGAUCUGCUGGGUUUCUUCCGACCGUCGGCAGCCUCCGGUGGUCUGGGCCGUGGGAAAGAUUCCCUCUACAAGCGGUGAUUGUUGCAGAAGCUUCGGCAUAUGUUUAAUCUCUAGUUACGUUUGUUCAUUUAUUCGGUUGACCAGCAGCGACAGGGUUCCUCCGACGGCGGUAGGUCCGCUCCCGGUCGCUCUUCUGCUGCCGCUGCUGCUUCCUCGGGCUCGGGCGUCGUUCAGGAGCGACAGUGCUGUGAUCUGCGUCGAUGAAAGUGACCAUCGGCUGUCCAAAUAUCGGCUUAAUCCGAAUAAAUGAACGAUCGAUCCGAAAAAUGUGAAAAGUGAAACGCGACGUGUUAGAGAAACUGUUUCCACUGAUCAUGAUCAUGAUUAUUUUUACUAAUUACUGCAAUCAAAUUACUACUUAGAAAGUCAAAGUAAUUUAAUAGAGGUUUAGCAGGAAUCGAUUGAAAAUCAAUGUUUUUUGUCUUGUCGCAAGAGGAAUAGAAACAGGAAGCUGUGUGAUUUCUAAACUAUUACUAUAAAACUAUUACUGAAUACGAAUUUCCUAAUAACUAUGGUUCAUCACUACAUUACUGCUACUAAUAGGAUAAAAAACAGCGGAAACGUUUUGUUUUUAUAGAGAGAGAAACGUUUAAUUACUAUGAUUAGCCGGCGUGCCUUUCGUUGUAUUCACUGCUAUUACUGCUAGAAAAGUCCUCCUAAGGAUUCUGUUAACGUUUGAAAAGGUGGUUAUACAAGUGCCGACUGUCAGGCUCCACUAUCAGUAACUCCUACAUCGGUUUUAAGAUUAUUAGGUGUACCACUAAGUUCCCACUGUUUAUCAAUAGAUGGCUCCAGCAGUAGGCGAUGGUCGAU